Messenger RNA from Exophiala aquamarina CBS 119918, 1230 nucleotides. RefSeq lists its product as uncharacterized. The record is from RefSeq and is a predicted model, not a curated record. Gene Ontology annotation, cellular component: nucleus. The coding region runs from base 1 to 1230 and encodes 409 amino acids. Gene Ontology annotation, biological process: DNA alkylation repair; regulation of DNA-templated transcription. Lineage: Eukaryota; Fungi; Ascomycota; Eurotiomycetes; Chaetothyriales; Herpotrichiellaceae. The transcript has a single exon.
AUGGCUCCGAAGAAAGGCAAAUUCGCGAAGCCAAUCCGGGCCCAUAUCAAGUGGACCCAUUUUGUUUGUUUGCCUUUGGCCACUGAAGCAUCAGUCCCUCAGUUAAAGGAAUCAUUGGCGAAUUUCAGGCACCUCACAACCAAAACAGAGGACGCUGCCUGGGGGAGUGCAGGACGGACUGCCAGUGAGCAUGUACGGUCUUCGAGCUUGCCCAAACAACAAAUUAGUCAUGACGAAGACCGUAACUCGACCAGCGAAUUGGUAGAUCAGUCAUCAACUCCGGGUUCACAGGAUCUCCGCAAAAUUCCCACUGGUGCGCAUCGACCUCCUGGGACUCUUCAUCUCACACUAGGAGUAAUGGAUCUAUCUGCGAAGGAGGACAUGGAGAGAGCAUUGCGAUUGCUAGAAGAUCUCGACUACGUGGAUCUUCUUAGGCAAGCCGAGACCAUGGUAAAAGGACGUCAACUAGAACGAGAAAACAGGAGGAAAGAACGACUGUCAGAAGACAAGGCCCAUGACGAAACCCCCACCUCAGCAGCUCCUCUAGAGUCCCUCCAUCGUUCGAUCUCUCCUCCAUCACUCUCUUCUCCUUUUUCAAAGUCGAAUGAUGUCACAAGUCCCACCCAAGACUUACCGACCCCGAUUUCCGUGACCCUGCACGGGCUUGGAACGUUCCCAUCACCGCGUUCUUCAAGGGCAUUCUUCGCGCAUGCACAUGACCCCAGCAAGCGACUGCAAACGUUUGCUGAGCUUGUACGCCAACGAUUUAUGAACGUGGCUUUGAUCACCGACACUCGCCCACUUGUGCUACACGCGACAGUUGCUAAUCUGAUCUACGUCAAGGGCAAGAAAGCCCAAGGAGGAAAAGCAAGAGAGAUUGAUGCCAGGGAAAUCUUGAGAUUCUUCAAUCACCUUGAGAAAGAUGACGAGUCGGGUUUCAAUCAGCAACAACCGCUGGAGCCAAGUGAAGGGGGCGUUGCAGAAUUGUCACAUUCGCAGUCGAAAGGCGCCCCAGACUCGGCCACAACCCAUUUAUCCUUGAGCUCGACAUUGCUAGAUCCUCAGUCUUCUGCCAACACAGGCGAUGACAACGAGCCCCAGGGCCAUAUCUGGGCUCGUGAUAUCAAGAUUGACAGAGUUCGAAUCUGCAAGAUGGGAGCCGACCCAUGUGAUAUUCCUGAUUGGGGAAUGGAGUAUAAAUAUAUUGGAGAACGGAUAUUUUUACCCUGA